Cannabis sativa is the source of this 1461-nucleotide messenger RNA. RefSeq names its product defective in cullin neddylation protein AAR3. Gene Ontology annotation, cellular component: ubiquitin ligase complex. The record is from RefSeq and is a predicted model, not a curated record. The coding region runs from base 264 to 1322 and encodes 352 amino acids. Gene Ontology annotation, biological process: positive regulation of ubiquitin-protein transferase activity; protein neddylation. Gene Ontology annotation, molecular function: cullin family protein binding; ubiquitin conjugating enzyme binding; ubiquitin-like protein binding. Lineage: Eukaryota; Viridiplantae; Streptophyta; Magnoliopsida; Rosales; Cannabaceae. The transcript is spliced from 9 exons.
AUAAAAAUUAAAAAAUCAAAACACAAAAAGAGAGAAAAACUACAUACAUUUGUUGUAUUUAUUUAUCUUAAUUUAAAAUAAAAAUAGUGAGCGAUUAAAGCCAAAAGCAAUAGCCAACGCCGAACGAGUUACAGCCCGUUUCAAAAUCUGGGUGCGUUUUUUUACGGUACAAACAAUUUAUAUAACGGGAAAAGGACGAGACUUUCUCUCUCUCUAGGCCUCUUUCUGGCCUGGUCUCUCUUCUCUCUCUAAAGCUCUUACUAAUGGAUGCCAUGGAUUCCUAUACCUCCAAUUCCUAUGAUAUUUCUGAUGCUUAUCGCCAAUUCUGUGAUAUUGGAUCAGGGAAUCUGUAUUUUCAAGGGGAAGAAGGUUAUAGAAAAAAUGAGGAGUUACAAAUGGCUCAAUGUUCACGAGAGGCACUGACUCAGCUUUCGAAGAUGGUAGAGUCAAGACUGCAUGGAAGGACGUCUGUUUUUGAUGGAAUUUCCAAGCUUAUGUCACAACUCAACUUGAUGGUUGAUUUUUCCGAAUUCUCACGCUUCUAUGAAUUUGUUUUCUUUCUUUGCCGUGAAAAUGGUCAAAAGAACAUCACUGUAAAAAAGGCUGUUACUGCAUGGAGAUUAGUUCUUGCCGGAAGGUUUCGAUUGCUUAAUCAUUGGUGUGAGUUUGUUGAGAAAAAUCAGCGGCAUAAUAUCUCAGAGGAUACUUGGCGGCAAGUUUUAGCUUUCAGUCGGUGUGUACAUGAAAAUUUGGAGGGAUAUGAUCCCGAAGGAGCUUGGCCCGUAUUAAUAGAUGACUUCGUUGAGCACAUGUACAGGAUUUCUGGAUCUAAUAAAAAGCAUAACUUUUCAUGUAAUUGUGGUGACUCAGAAACUGAGUCUGGUGUAUGUGACAACGACUCCCUACCCGGGCUGAAAAGUCUCCCCGGCUUGAAGAGGAAGUCAUUCAAGGAGCUUGAAAAAGAUGAUUUGGGAUCCUUAAUAACAAUCUUUCCAGAUAGUACCAACUUAAAUCCUGUAAUGAGCAUAAAGAGAAACCGGUCUAUUAUUUACAGACCACCGGAAAACCGAGAGGAUGAUAAUCCAUUAGUGGAGAAUGAUGAUUUUAUGGACAUCAGUAGAUGUAAUAAUAAUACUCAGUUGAAUGCUUCUACUAAGUCACCAUGUGCAAUUGAAGGUUGUAUGUCAAAAGGAUUUGCAGCAGAAGGGAUCUUCCCAACAACACGCCCAUGUUCGCGCUUAAAACGAGAAGCACGAGUUCCCUUUACCGCUCAGAACUACACAUCCUCCUCUCCUGAAAAACUCCUGCACAGAGUGACUUAACUUUGGAAUAUUAGAGUGUGCUUGUCAUUUUUUUUUAUGUUCACCCAGUUUUCUCAUUCUUGGAAUUGUGUAUUAGUCAAUAGUGUGAGCCAUUUUUAUUAAAAGGUAAAGUCAAUAUAUAUUUUUUUUGUGUGUACAA